Messenger RNA from Salvelinus namaycush (lake trout), 707 nucleotides. RefSeq names its product transmembrane protein 244 (gene tmem244). The transcript is spliced from 6 exons. Bases 11 to 547 code for a protein of 178 amino acids. NCBI's taxonomy places the organism in Eukaryota, Metazoa, Chordata, Actinopteri, Salmoniformes, Salmonidae. The record is from RefSeq and is a predicted model, not a curated record.
GCGGCCAUUCAUGUUGUUGGACUACUGUUGCAGGUGUUGUGGGUAUUGUGGGUCUACUCUGAAGCGCUAUGGACCAACAUCAGUCAAGAUCAAGACCAACGUCAGUGAAACAUGGAUUGUUCUCCAGAACUUGCUGAUGUGCAUAAUAUCCUUCUAUGCUGUUUACUACAUAGUGGUCAGUCUCUGCAUUGGUAUUCUCAGAGUACAUGAGGUUGACAGCCUUUUAGCACCCUUUGACUACACAACACAGCCGUCAUGGCAAAGUCCAAAAUACCUAGUGACAGUGAUCUCCAUGGAGCUGACCUAUCUUUUGGGAGGCCUGAUAUUUGCGUGGAUUGUCGAGGAGUGGGUGUGGGACUACGCCAUCACAGUCACACUAAUCCACAUCGGUCUGACGGUAGCAGUUAUGUCUGAUUUCCCGUCAACAGAACAUUAUUGGAUUGCCCUUGGUUCUGGAUUGGUGAUGAUGAUUUUCGGAGGCCAACUUGUAGCAUACAAGCUUUUCAGGAAUAAUUUUGUGUAUCCGGAUGAGCUCCAAAAUUUCUAAGAAAAACAUUUAGCUUUUCUUCUACAAAAUGAUGUAGGGUGAAAUAUUUUUUUAUAUUCAGUUUUUUUGUACUACACAACUUUGGUACUCUGUAAAUCCACACAUUAUAUUUUGCAAUUAAAGGUUGUUUGGAAGGAAUUGUUGAGAAUAUUAAACACUU